AUGGUCUACAGCUUGUUCUGCACGGGCUCAAAUUCGCACGGCCAGCUCGCACUCGCCCACGGCGACGACAGCCAUCACUUCGCUCGUCUCCCCACCUCUAACCCAGGACAGCGGUUCUCGCAGGUCGCGUGCGGCGCGAACCACACACUCGCGAUCGCGUACUCGUUGAAUGGAAGGCGGCGACUCUUGGCGGCCGGCAGCAACGCACGCGGGCAACUUGGACCGUCUCGCCCGGCAGAUUCGCCGACACUCUCGUUCGUACCGCUCGAGGCAGCGGACCUUGCAUGCUCGGCUGGCUUGCAGGACAUUCAGUAUGACAUCGAGCUCGUCGCGGCAUGCUGGGAGACAAGCUUUGUCGUCUUGCGACCUCGCGGAGGAACCGGCUCGGACGUCCUUAUCUCGUUCGGCGCGAACGACUGGGGCGAGCGAGGCUGCGCAUGUCCGUCGCGUGUCGAGCCAUCAGUCGUUGACCUGACAGCGGCUGCUGCGCGCUCGGAAAAGGGCAAGGAGACGGAGCCGAGGAUUCGGGUCCUCCGACUCGAGGCAGGCCCUCGACAUGUCGUCGCGCUAUGUGAGACGACCUCACCCGGAACCGAGGCCGUCGAAGAUCAUCUCCUAGGAUGGGGCGCUUCCCGCCACGGCCAGCUCGGCAUCGCACCCUCCGCAACUUCGCUCCCGAAGAUCACGCCUAUCCCUCGACGGAUCCCUCUCCCUUCGCCCUUUUCAGCUUCCGACAUUGUCGACAUCGCGUUCGGUCGAGACCACACGGCCGUCCUUCUCGAGCGCUCGCCCGGACAUCAGCAACCGUCGGACGCUGCGGGAGCGCGGACUGUCCUGCUUCUUGGGGCCAACAAGCAUGGACAACUUGGACCGGCGAACGUGACUGCUGCAAGCGAAGUUGCCGGCCCUGCCAGUUCAGCAGCUCGAACGCAUCGCCAAUCGCCAUCGCAGAACCUCCUCACUCUGUCCGCCUUCCAGCACGUCCUCCCGGACUGCAGUCCUUACGACAUCGACGCCGUCGGGUGCACAUGGAACAGCACCUUCUUCGUCGUCUCGCCUCGAGUGCAUGAGCUAUCCGCUCCUUCCACGACGACCGCAGAGCCAGCUCAGCCUCUCAUCGUUGCCUUCGGCCUGAACUCGCACGGCCAACUCGCCUCUCGCAGCGACGUUUCGCCUAACGCAACCGACUUGAUUUCUCCAGGCCACCAAUCCGUUCCCUCCAGCACUCGUCUGAUCCGCCUUCCCCCUCCUCCUCCUUCGUCAACUCGCUUCAAAGUUCAGCUCGCCUGCGGUAGCGAGCACGUCCUCGCCCUCGUGCGACCAGCCUACUCAGUCGGCAUCAACAGCAAGGACGGAGGCGCGACGGACGCUGCGGUAUACGGAUGGGGCUGGAACGAGCACGGGAACCUCGGGUCGUCGGGUCAGUUGGAACUCGGGGACUUGGCGGACGUGUGGGAGCCGCGCAGGCUCUGGCCGAGCAAGGAGGGCGAGGAAGCGGGCGAGGUUGUGGACGUUUGGGCGGGAAACGCGACGAGCUGGAUCCAGAUCGACGCGGAAUCGUAA
Rhodotorula toruloides NP11 is the source of this 1563-nucleotide messenger RNA. Its product is annotated as regulator of chromosome condensation, RCC1 repeat containing protein. The record is from RefSeq and is a predicted model, not a curated record. The coding region runs from base 1 to 1563 and encodes 520 amino acids. The transcript has a single exon. Lineage: Eukaryota; Fungi; Basidiomycota; Microbotryomycetes; Sporidiobolales; Sporidiobolaceae.